AUGGCGCCGACAGCACGUAAAAACGCCGAAAAUGAAGCAGAAACAGAGCCCAAAGGGCAAACAGAGGAAAUUCUCGAAUUCUCUCCUUCAUACAUCACCCUCGACACGUUCAAUGACCUCCUCGCCCGCUACCCUACCACCGUAGAGACGGUGGUACGACGCAAGGAGACCACAAAGGCCACCAAAGCAGCCGCAGCCCGAGAGAAGAAGACGAGAGCAAAGGGAAAGAAACCCCCGUCGGAUUCUCCCAGCCUGCAGCCUACCUUGACAGACGCCGAGAAACAGCAUAUCGACAGCCAAGUCCGGGCGUACCUGGCUCUGGACGAGUUUCGGUACGGGACUCUACCAACGCGGGUGCGGGCGAGAGCCACCGCUACCGCUGCUGCAGCAGAAGAAAAAGGGUCGAAGACAAACGUCGCUGGAUACCUCGAGAAAGACGAGCUGGUGCGGUUGACGGAGUGGAAGCUGAAACACGGCGUCCACCGUCCAACACUAUUAGGCCUGGUCCGCUCGAACCAGCCUGAUCUCGUCCGCCGGACGACGUCCUCUGCGUUCGCUGCCGUUCCGGCGUCAGAUCCGACGGCCGAUCUGGCGUCCGCGGACGCAGAGCCAGAGUCAGAGUCAGAGUCGGACGGCGCGUUCCCCAAACAAAGCCUAGAUGCGCUGAUCGCUCCGCUCCGGGGUGUGGGCCCCGCGACGGCCUCGCUGAUCCUGUCUGUUGCGACCGAGUCGGCGCCGUUCUACAGCGAUGAUGUCUUUCUUUGGCUUUGUUUGGGUGAGUUUCCCUCUGCUGCUGCCGCCGAGGAUGGCGGGGAGAGGAGCGUCGGAGCGUCGAAGCAUGUACGUCCGAACGGCGAGCUCAAUGUCAAGUACAACCUGCAGGAGUACCGGCUGCUCUGGGAGGCCGUACGGCGGCUGCGGGCUAGACUGGAUGCGGUUUCCUGUGCGGAUGUUGAGAAAGUGGCGUUUGUGCUGAGGCAUAUUGAUGUCUCGGGUUAUCCUGUUCGGGAUGCACCCGCUUCUGCUCAAGAAGUUGAGGGGACGAAACGGAAGCCUGAUCAGAAUGUUCAAGCGGGGGAGAAGAGAAGCUCAAAGAGAAGACGAUGA
This is a messenger RNA of Aspergillus thermomutatus, 1107 nucleotides long. RefSeq lists its product as uncharacterized. The coding region runs from base 1 to 1107 and encodes 368 amino acids. Lineage: Eukaryota; Fungi; Ascomycota; Eurotiomycetes; Eurotiales; Aspergillaceae. The transcript is spliced from 2 exons. The record is from RefSeq and is a predicted model, not a curated record.